Messenger RNA from Penicillium concentricum, 987 nucleotides. RefSeq lists its product as uncharacterized. NCBI's taxonomy places the organism in Eukaryota, Fungi, Ascomycota, Eurotiomycetes, Eurotiales, Aspergillaceae. The transcript is spliced from 2 exons. The annotation marks the transcript as partial. The record is from RefSeq and is a predicted model, not a curated record.
AUCGCACCACCUCCACCUCCACCCUACUCUCGCCGUUCAUCGGCUGCUCAUACCAUGACAACUUCUUCAUCAGGGUCCAGCAUUGCGUCAUCUGGUUUAUUCUCCGCGGCAACCAAGGCAGAAACACUACGAAUUGCCGGUACUACGUGUUGGGCGUGCUCGACAAGAGCACCGGAAAUUUGUCAUGUCGUGCCCCAUCAUGACCCCCAGAUUCCUGUAUGGGAGCAAGCUGGACUGUUUAUCUUCAACUACAAAAACACCCAAAACACAAUUCCUCUCUGUGGAUCUUGCCAUAACGAGUUCGAUAUGUCACUUGACCCCGGAUACGUUUUUGUCCCAACAGAUAUACAGUACUUUAUUGAUUUUGAACGCCGGGAUCGUGCUCGCCGAGAACAGAUCGCAACAGAUACUGCAGUCCCUCUCUCAGCCCUUUCGCGACAGGUACCGACAAGUGCAGACUACAAGCAGCAUGAAAUUGACUCAAACCAAAUAUCGCCCACCGCCAUCGGAGGCCGAUACAACCGGGUAUUCCUAAAACAAUUCCUCCACAACGGUCAAAUCCCAGGGAUUGAAAAAACCUUCUCAACUCCAAAAGAAUGGCACGGUGCCCCCCUUGCGUCUAUUCGUCGUGCGUUUGCCGCCCUUGCAAGCCCGCGUUUCUUUAUCAUCGUCGAUGCCGGUACUCACCACAUGCUUGAAGAACUACGGCAGCUAUACUUCAGUGACGACCGCAUUUCAUCUGAACAAGUCUCUCUGCGUGAUGUGUAUCGGCCACAAGUCCAGACAAGUCAGAAGCGCCAGCUAGAAGACCAGACGAAUGACGAGUCGGGACGUUACAACAAAAAAGCCAAACAUCAGGACACAGGGUUUGCUGGAACAGCUUCCGCAGCAAACCAGUGCCGCGAACAUACCGACUGGGUUUUGGGUCCCGAGUCGACAACAAAUGACGUCGUCAGGUUGUAUGCGCCAGUUUUUUCCUCAUACUAG